Messenger RNA from Porites evermanni, 1058 nucleotides. The record is from the annotation of a GenBank genome assembly. NCBI's taxonomy places the organism in Eukaryota, Metazoa, Cnidaria, Anthozoa, Scleractinia, Poritidae.
AUGGCUCUUCUUUUAAUUACACAUCUUUACUUUCAGCAAUCUACCUUGAAUCAUGGUUUUCCAGGCAUUCCAGGGUCAAAUGGCAUGCCGGGAAUGCCGGUCAUGCCUGGGCCGCAAGGACCCCAGGGAAGAGAAGGUCCAAAAGGACAAAUUGGUGAUAAGGGAUCACAAGGAGUGCAGGGUCCAAGAGGAGACAGAGGGCGCGAAGGGCCUCACGGGAAGAGCGGACCACCAGGAAUUAUGGGAAUAAAAGGUGAAUCGGGGCUUGUGGGAAUGAAAGGAGAGCCAGGCAUUGUGGGAAUUCAAGGAAGAAAAGGAGACAAAGGAGAGAAAGGAGAAAGCGCCAAAGCAAGUCAAGCAAGUGUAGUACCACAAACCAACUGGAAACAAUGUGUGUGGAAAUCAUACAGCGGUAUUGAUAACGGAAAGAUUAAGGUAAACAAGAAACGCGCUAAAAGCUAAACACGAAUUAUUCACAAGUAUAACAGACGAUCAUCAUAGGUGGAAAGAGUUUUUUCUGAGAUAAACCGUUUAAAGCACAGCUAUGACCCCAACCGCAAUUCCCUUAGCCUUUAUCCCCAAUAGACCUCUCUCCGGCUGGCAUUAAUAUUUUUGUUAUUUAGCAUUAUUAGAGUUCCGGACAUUUAAAUCGUGUUUUUUUGUUUUGUUGUUUUUGUUUGUUUGUUUGUUUUUUUUUUUACCAGGACUGUGCUUUUAACAAGUUGAAGACGUAUUCAGCACUCAAAGUCUCAUUCCAGGGAAACAUGAGGGUCCUAGGUGAUGAUAAGUGUAACCGGUGGUAUUUCAAGUUCAAUGGAAACGAAUGCAGUGGACCAAUGACGAUUGAGGCUGCUGUUUACAACAACUGGUCAUCUGGGAACCCCAAUCUGCUGCAUCAUCGGUCAUUUGAGGGGUACUGUGAAAACAUCCCACAAGGGGCGGUCAGAGUGGAAUUAUGGGUAGGGCAGUGUAGUGGCGAAACCCUGGGUGAUGCUUACACAGGGUGGAAAUCAGUGUCCCGAAUAAUGAUUGAAGAGGUAUCUAGGCCCCAGUCCUAA